Molecule: messenger RNA, 471 nt
Organism: Trypanosoma conorhini
Lineage: Eukaryota; Euglenozoa; Kinetoplastea; Trypanosomatida; Trypanosomatidae
Exons: 1
Coding region: 1-471 (156 amino acids)
Biological process (GO): microtubule-based process
Cellular component (GO): dynein complex
Molecular function (GO): dynein intermediate chain binding; dynein light intermediate chain binding
Source: RefSeq, a predicted model, not a curated record
AUGGCGGCAUCAACUACUUCUAGCACCGCGGGGAGGCGACGUUCCGUUCACCGGAACUCGAUAGGACGUGUGAGCAGCCGCUCCUCCCUCUCCGUCGCUCCGGAGUCAGAGCUGGACCCCCGCGUCGCGACCCUCUCCCAAGUGACAGUUUACACUGAUGUUCCGAACGCCACGCUGCAGAGCAUUAUCAACAUCGCCGUGGAGGCGUACAACAAGUUUGUGUUGGUGCCCACACGCAACACGUGGAGGAAGGAGGAGGGGGCUAGAAAAGAACUGGAGCGCGAAGUCGAGCGCGCGGCGCUGAGGGACAUUGCGCAGAUGAUCAAACAGAAUGUGGAGAGAGAUUUGGGGGGGACGUGGCACGUUAUUUAUGGUCGUUCCUUCUCUACCUAUGUCACUCACCAAGCACGCUCCUUCUGUCAUUUUCAACUGGAUGGCGCCAAUGUCGUUGUAUGGCGUCAUGGUAGUUAG